Lathyrus sativus (Indian pea) is the source of this 255-nucleotide messenger RNA. Lineage: Eukaryota; Viridiplantae; Streptophyta; Magnoliopsida; Fabales; Fabaceae. The record is from the annotation of a GenBank genome assembly.
AUGAUCAGUCUUCUUCACAAUGAUCUAAACUCUCGCAAUUGCAACCACCAAUCAAAUCUCCGAACCUUAGCUUGUAUUUUUUCCCCAUUCAACUCAGGUACAAUUCUAGAUACGCUCAUUGGUGUCAAUUCUUUUUUAUUGGUACUUCUUUGGCUUUAUUGCUAUAACUAUGACAAAAUGCUUCUUAAGAAAUUAAUCACAACUUAUUAUCAGUUUUCAGUGGAAGGUCUAACUCAAAUUGAUCACAACUUAUAG